AUGCGCUACGAGGAACCUCGACGUCUGUGGGCCAACACGCUUGGAAUGGGCGCUUGCUGGGCGGCAGGCUAUUGCAUGGAGGGCUGGGGGACGAGGGCGACCGCCUUGCUUCUGUUUCAUGGUCAGUCCGAGCGAUGCAGCGAUGAAGUCGUGAGCAGGGUCGCUUGUGUUCUUGAUGCGAGGUUGGUGGAGGAGAAAGUGUGGCAAUAUCUUGCAGUAUGGGGCUUGAUGGGCAUUAGGCCAGCUCUCGGCGCAAGGUGGAGCCCUUGGGCUGACCUAGUUAUUUUGAAAGGGCUGUUACAACCUCUAUAAAAAAAAGGUGAGUUAAGGAAUGUACCUAAAAUCACUGGUUUUAACUAGGUGGCGGCCCGGAGGGCCGUCUGUGGUGGAUGUACCAGCAUACUGUUGUGUCUGCCGCACCCGCCUGUGGUGUUCAUGUUCCGAUCAGAAGUCAUGUACAAGCUCUGUGGCGACCUUUGUAUUUUUCGCGCCGUUCGAACGAAGCCACAGCACUCCCAGUAUUUUCCUUCACUUUUUCGGUGACAUAA
Messenger RNA from Microbotryum saponariae, 548 nucleotides. Lineage: Eukaryota; Fungi; Basidiomycota; Microbotryomycetes; Microbotryales; Microbotryaceae. The record is from the annotation of a GenBank genome assembly.